Messenger RNA from Pseudogymnoascus destructans, 2619 nucleotides. RefSeq lists its product as uncharacterized. The record is from RefSeq and is a predicted model, not a curated record. The transcript has 7 exons. The coding region runs from base 233 to 2437 and encodes 734 amino acids. Gene Ontology annotation, cellular component: mRNA cleavage and polyadenylation specificity factor complex. Lineage: Eukaryota; Fungi; Ascomycota; Leotiomycetes; Thelebolales; Thelebolaceae.
CCUCCAAACAACUUCGUUUUCCAUCAAAAGAAUAAUCAACAAUCAGCAACAAGGUGGUAUAACACGUAGACACCCGGGGAAUAUACUAUUUCAUGGUACUUGAAUACAGCAUGCAAGCGACAUCGGCAUUGUCCAACCCGACAGCGACAACAUUUCCCUGAACAUCUUCUACGACCCUCCUUGGCUCUUUCAACAUCCCCUUGACUCAAUCGCAUAGUUCCAUGUAGCAGCGAUGGCAGCGCCUACUCUAUCUGUCAGCGACCAGCUGAGCCAACUUGAUGCUGCGCGAAAUCUUGUACUGGGCGACGGCAACUACUAUCCUCAGAUUAUACAAGGCAUACUUCCGAUCAUUGGACCCACGGCCAGAGUAGAAUUACGCAGAUGGGGCGCGGACUUCUUGGCCGAAACCUUCUCAAAUCCAACCGUAUCUUCCAGUCAGAAGGAGACACUGAGUCUGAUCGUCCUGGAGAACCUGAAGUCUAUGAUCGAGAAUGUCAACGAAGACCCUGCGGUUGUGAAGAGCGUCGUUCAGACCGCAGCUAGUAUAUACCCCUUUGUCCUCCGCUGGAUAAUCAAUAAUCUAUAUGACAAACCAACGUGGGAGAAGAUGGCAGCCAUCAAGACCAGAAUCCUUCGAAUCUGGGAUACCGCCCCUCCAGGAAUCAGAAUAUGCUGUAUCAAAUUCUCACAAAGAGUGGUUCUGGCUCAAACAGCACCACCAGAUGGAGAUGGAAGACACGGUGAUCCACUCGACAUAUCCCUCGCAUUGGUGCCGGCAAAUCACGCAUUGAUACCCCAACGAAAUCUUGAGGCUGAAGCAUCUGGGCUGCUGGAUAGAAUGCUUGGAGUGCUUCACGAGAACCCGACUGAUGCUGUACUCAUUGAUGCCACCCUAAACUCCCUCUCCAUCCUCAUCCGUGCUCGCCCGGCAAUUGCCAAUAAAAUCCUCCAUGCCAUAUUGAACUUCAAUCCCCUUAAGCUCGCAAACUCGCCCAUGACGUCCAAACUCCGUGUGAUGGCGAAAUCCAUGGAGAAGACAACACGGAUAUUGCUCAUGCAUGUUCACAAACGUGAUCCCCAAGGCCCCAUGGCCCUACGCAUUCAGCAAUAUGUCGAGCGGCUCAUCAGGUCACGAACUGAGAUAUUCGAUGAAGCCCACAGGAAGCGCGGUCCCCCUGAGCUGGUGGACGGGAACGACUCUGCCAAACGACAGAAGCUUGGAGCUGCUGUUGCCGCUCCAAUAAUGAACCUCGUCAUUCCGCCGUUCAGUCCAGGACCACAUACCAUCGCGGAGUUGUUCACAAUCACACAGGACAAAGGGUUGGUAUUUGAUGUCUCACAAAUACCGGAAGAAUUGGUUGCGUCGAUUGGAGUGGCUCUCAUGUCACAGCUGGAUGAGGGUCUUUUGAAGCAAGCCAUUAAAGGUGUCCGCGAUCGAUUCGAAUCUUUCGGAACUCAGACUACAAUUUCACAAUUGAACCCAGAUACAGCACCGCUUGGUGUGGAAGAAGACGACGACGAUUACGAGCCCGACUUCGAGGCGGCAGAGGAUACAGAGCAAAUAUUGAACAAACUCGACAAUGCCCCGCCGGAAGAGUCGCCAGAUCGGCCUCCGGUUGUGGCGCUGGGGCCGUUUAAGAUGCCAGAACCGCAAGCUCUCACCAGCGAAGAAGUGAUGGAGAAUGGGAAAAAUACAGUUGCGCGUGUCUUCUCAGUGAUGCAAACGCUCGAGGACCCUGCAUUGAAGAAGAGUAAAGCUGGAAUCAACCGCCUUGCGGCCAGCACAUACGAUAGGGAGGCAUGGGUCACAAUUGUGACGCGCUUGGCAACUCGCGCACCGGCCGGCUUGGAAGAUACUACAGGUGUAGUAAAAUCAGAAGUUGGCGAGGCGAAGGUGACUCUCGGUGAUAAUAUCCGGGAUGCACUCUACCUAUACGUUCUUGAGGAUUUUAGGCAUCGGAUUGAGACGGCCGUUGCUUGGCUAUGCGAGGAGUGGUACAACGAUCAGAUCCAGGAGAAGGCUGGAGCAGUUACAACAAGCCACUACGACAAAUGGGUGAUUCGGGUGCUGGAUGGGAUGAUGCCAUAUCUCGACGCUCGCGAUAAAGUUCUGACGAGAUUUCUCGGCGAGAUCCCAAGGCUCACGGCCGAGAUGCUCGAAAGGGUGAAGGGGUUAUGCCGUGAUCCCGCUAUGGUCAAUCUGGCCUUGACUAGUCUACUAUACCUCGUCAUGAUGCGACCCCCAGUGCGAGAGAUUGCCUUGGAUGCCGUGGAGGAUGUAUGGCGGACUUAUGACGAUGCCAAGCCAAUGGCAGCCAAAUACCUGACCAAAUGGCGCCCUGGAUUUAUUGAGCGAAACAGCGACACAAAGGAGGACAGUGAAUCAAAACUGAUCGCCGGGUCUGAAGGAAAGAACGGAGUGCCGUUAACGGCCUGAGUAAGAUGGGGAUACCCAUUCGUGCAUCUGUACUGGCAUUGUGCAAGGCUUGGGACAAUAGGGAUGUUGGUUAAAGCAUUAGAACGGCGUUUUUUGGGGGGAAUUAUGAGGGCGGAGCAAUCCCGUUAGGUAGAUACCUGUGCCAAGAGGUGUACGAAUAAGGAGUUGGCAGAAUGGCAAAG